CUGACUCUGAGAUGGUGCUUUUAAUAAACACUUACUACAUUUACAUCCUGUACCAUGUAAGCUGUAAGCUGUACGCCCUGCCAACUUCCUCUACGAAACUUUAUCUUUGGGCUCCCUCGACGAAGAGGACGGCUGUGGUAUGAGGAAGGGGCCGAGUGGUCUCGUUUCAUUCUGGGGUUCAAAAUGAGCGAACGAGCACGUGAAAUGGUUAAAGGGAAAGGACAAAAAGCAUCAAAGAAGCGCUGCGUGGAGAUGAGAAACCCUGAGGAUGAUGCUGAGAGGGAAACAGCCGCAGAUGCGGGAUCCUGUCGAACCUGCCGGCUGACGGCUUGCGUGGCUGUCGUCGUGGCAACAACAGUCCUGGUCAUUGGACUUUCUUUGUGUUUGCUAUUAUACGGACGCCUGAAGGCAACAGAGCUAUCGUUUGUCUUGUCACGACUACGACACGUCACAAAAGGUGAAGCCAAACACAAUCCGGCCCAGCUGAGCCCGACUGACCCAGAGAGAGCGAAAACUCCUGCGUAGUGAUGGAAGAAAUACUGAGAUCCCGAACGACACCGCUGUGUGGAAACAAUAUCGCUUUUGUCCACAGGGGUCGCCAGAAUCAACGAAAAUGAAAGCUCAUGCAGCGCCAGAGGCGGAUCACACCUCCAAAACUCCAGAGAUGCAGCUGACGGAGCGUCUGCAGCGGUGCCAAAAAGAGCAUCGCGACCUGAGCCUGAUGCUCCAAACUGUCACUCAGGACUCCAGGUGCAGAGUGUGUCCAGACGGCUGGCUGUGGUGGAGGAGUCGCUGCUACUUCUUUUCGGUGGGGCUGCAGGAGAAUCGUCAGUGGAACGAGAGCGCCGAGUUCUGCCGGAAACACAACAGCAGCCUGGUUGUGAUCAAAGACUCUGGCGAGAUGGAAUUCAUCCAAGGUGUGAUGAGGACGUUCCCUCGGGUUCCCUUCCUGUGGGUGGGACUGACGGACGCCGAGCAGGAGGGUCAGUGGCUGUGGUGGGACGGGACGGACAUCCAGCACUACAUGCCGCUGACGGUGGAGUGGGACGCUGACCACCGGGACUGUGCAGACCUGAGGGGAGGAGGGAGUCUCUUCGCCGCCAGCUGUGAGGCUUACGGACCCUGGGCCUGUCAGAGAGACUCCUGACCGGCAGCACCACCAUCCACACACACGUUUAUUGCCUUAUGUACAAUGUGGACAAAAACUCUGAUAUUUUAAAAAAAACAAACUUUUUUUUACACUAAAGAAUUCAGCAUUGCUCCAUUUACACUUUAUCAUGAAAAGUUGUGCAUGUCCUUGGAGGAUACAGUCAGCUUUACAAACUGCAGAAGCAGGUUUUCAAAGGCGUUUAUUGAAGAGAGAUACAUGUAGCAUGAAACAAUUAAAGGAAAGUGCAUUGUAAAGUGCACGCACGCGUUUAGAUGCAGAGUGUGUUCACACUUUUCAUGCUGUAAAAAUUGUUCUCGACAAAUCGCAGCUUCAUCUUCAACCUGCCUUAUUCCACAUGAUUUCAUUUUCUUAAAUAAAUAUCUUUAUUUUCUA
Messenger RNA from Acanthopagrus latus (yellowfin seabream), 1543 nucleotides. Its product is annotated as CD209 antigen-like protein E. The record is from RefSeq and is a predicted model, not a curated record. The transcript is spliced from 7 exons. Bases 614 to 1147 code for a protein of 177 amino acids. NCBI's taxonomy places the organism in Eukaryota, Metazoa, Chordata, Actinopteri, Spariformes, Sparidae.